This is a messenger RNA of Neltuma alba, 3240 nucleotides long. RefSeq names its product probable disease resistance protein At4g27220. Bases 1 to 3240 code for a protein of 1079 amino acids. Gene Ontology annotation, molecular function: ADP binding. NCBI's taxonomy places the organism in Eukaryota, Viridiplantae, Streptophyta, Magnoliopsida, Fabales, Fabaceae. The record is from RefSeq and is a predicted model, not a curated record. The transcript has 4 exons.
AUGGAGUUUCUAGUGGCAAUCGGGACAGGAAUUGUGUCAAAACUUGGGGAGAUGUUAAUGGAUCCAGUCACGUCGCAAUUCAAACAUCUGAUUCACUAUGACAAAAAUAUCAAUAAAAUGAAGAAAGAACUCAACAAUUUGCAAGACAGGAAGGGUGCGAUUGAAGGAAUGGUGGACGCAGACAGAAGGAAUGGACGUCACAUUGCUCUAAAUGUUGAACACUGGCUCAACAAAGUGGAUAACGUUGUAGAAAAUGAAUUACAUAAAGUGUACGAUGAUGAGUUUGUCAACAAGAACAAGAAAUGCCUCAAUGGGUUGUGUCCAAAUUUGGUGUUUCGUUAUUCACUGAGCAAGAAAGCAGGAAAAAUGGCGCAAGAUCUUGUUUCCCUGAAGGAGCAAAAAUUUGACUUCAUAUCCUACCCUGCACCUUUACCAACACUAGGAUCCACGUUCACAGAAGGAAUUAAGAGCUUUGCCUCAAGAGAAUCAAUUAUGGCCGAGGUUGUAGAGAAAUUGAAGGGUGAUGAGUUCAACAGGUUAAGCGUUUGUGGGAUGGGUGGUGUGGGGAAAACCACAUUGGUGAAAGAGCUCAUCAAAAUUUUGGAAGCAGAUAAGGUGUUUGAUGAAAUUUCAAUGGCUAUAGUGUCCCAAGUUCCUGACUAUAGAAAGAUUCAAGGUCAAAUUGGUGACACCUUAGGCUUGAAAUUUGAUAAGGAAACUCUACAAGGAAGGGCGGGCCAACUACUUGAGAGGCUUAACAAGAUCAAUAAGGUCCUCGUAGUGCUGGAUGAUGUAUGGACAGAGCUGGAUUUCGAGUUGAUAGGGCUUCCUUCAAAUGGGCAGUGUCACAAGGGCUGCAAAAUUUUAUUCACAUCAAGAAAUGAAGAUGUGUGCCACAGGAUGAUAAGUCAGAGGAACUUCACUAUGCCCGUUCUCUCUAAAGAAGAAGCAUGGGAUCUCUUCAGGGAUACGGUAGGUGGUCAUGUUGCGGACAAAGCUGAGAUUCAUAACAUAGCAAAAGAGGUUGCAAAUGAAUGUAGGGGUUUGCCAAUUGCUAUUGUCACAAUAGCAAAAGCACUAGGGAACAAGGAAAAGCAUGCAUGGGAGGAUGCACUUGAUCAGCUGAGAAAGUCCUCACUAACUUCCUUCUCAGAGAUGCAAGAAUAUUCUAUAUAUUCAUGUAUUGAAUUAAGCUAUAACUUUCUAGGCAACAAAGAAGCUAAGUUUCUCCUUUUGCUUUGUUGCUUAUUCCCAGAAGACUUUGACAUUCCUAUUGAAGUUCUUCUCAGAUAUGGAGUGGGCUUGGGUUUGUUCAAGGAUCUGGGUGCUUUGUGUAAAGCAAGGAAUCGAGUGCAUACCUUGGUUGAUACUCUAAAGAAGCGGUUUUUGUUGCUGGACAGCAAUGAGGAAGAGUGUGUGAAAAUGCAUGAUGUCGUUCGUGAUACUGUCAUAACAAUUGGAUCCAAAGAAGAGCAUGGAUUUGCAGUGAAAUAUGAUGCCGGACAGACGGGGUCAAAGGAGUUCAUAUGGCAUCAUAGUGCAAUCUCACUUGUGUUUGAUGAGAUUAAGAUGCAUCCUAAGCGUUUGCAGUGUCCAAACCUUAGACUUUUACAAGUUUAUUUAAAGAGAAGAGAACCGAUUUCAGAAAAUUUCUUCCAUAACAUGAGCAAGCUAACGGUUUUAGGCAUAAGCAAUCUGUGCAUUCCAUCAGUGUCAUCUCCAUUCCGAUCACUCAAUAGCCUCUGCACCUUACGGUUGGAAGAUUGUCAGGUUGGAGACAUAUCGGUAAUCUGUAAGGAGCUAAGGAAACUGGAAGUGUUAAGCUUUGCCCACUCAAAUAUCAAAGAAUUGCCAGCAGAAAUAGGCAAACUAAGCCUUCUAAGACUGUUGGAUUUGACAGAAUGCAAUGAUCUUGAUCAGAUGUCUUCCGGGGUCCUAGCUAGCUUAUCUAACUUAGAAGAACUUUAUCUUAGAGUCAGGAAUUUCCAUUGGGAGGAAAAGAAUUCCAUUCUUGCAGACCUCAAAUUUCUUUCUCAUCAGCUAAAAGUUCUUGAGAUUUCAAUAACAGGAAUUCAUGUUUUUCCUAAAGAUUUGGAGUUAAAAAGCUUGGUUAAGUUCUGGAUCUAUGUGAGAGACUCAACUACUCUUUCUCAUGGCUUUGGUCGUCGAGGAUAUCUACACCCUAACAUCCUUAAACUAAAUGGUGUGUACCAUAACGAUAUUAAAGAGAAUGUGGCAAUUCAACAAUUGCUUAAGAAAUCUGAAAUUCUCAACCUUGUGGAUGUAAAACAAUUAGAAAACGUGAUCUAUGAGUUGGAUGAAGAAGGUUUUCCGCACUUAAAAAAUCUCAGCAUUGAGUUCUGCAAUGAUCUGAAGUACUUGACAGAUGAAACUGUCGAUGCUUCAAGUUGUGUCUUCCCACUGGUUCAAUCAUUGUCUCUGCACAAUUUGGACAAUUUAAGGGAGAUAUGCCAUGCCAAGAGUUUCACCUCUAGUCGCCAAUGCCUUGGCAGCUUGAGUGAUCUGAAAGUAGAAUUCUGCAAAAAGUUGAAGUAUGUCUUUUCACCAUCUCAGAAGUCAAGUGUUGGGAUGCUUCAAUGCUUGCAUGUGACUGAAUGCUAUGGGAUUGAAUGUAUUUUCUCCAAACAAAUCCAUGAUGGGAAUUCAGUGAUCAAGUUCACAAAUUUAGUGGAACUGAAGCUACAAGAACUUCCAAGCCUUGUUGGGUUCGCUAUACCGGAUCAUAACAAUGAGCUUCAUCUCUUAAAUUCCCAGGUUCAAGAACAGAAGCUUGAAGAUGGUCAACAUCUGCUAGGGUCCAACUCAAUAUUAGGAGCUGACGCAUCUGUUCACAUUGGCGAUACUGUCUUUGACUUGAAACGGUCGGAAAUGGAAGGCCAGCCAGUUCCUAUGCUAUUUUCUCAGCUCAAAGAAAUAGAGAUAUCUUGGCUUAGCAAGCUAAGACAUAUUUGGAGUAAUGUUCCAAGUUAUGUUCAAGGCUUUCAGAACUUGAGAUCACUCAAAGUCAAGAAAUGUGAUGCUUUAAGAAGUAUCUUCAUUCCCACCAUUGCCAGAACACUCGCAAAGCUUCAGAAGCUGGAGAUACACAGUUGCCAGUUGAUGGAGAAAGUUGUUGGGGAUGAUGAUGGAGGAGAACAAGGGAUAGUGGAGACUCUUCUGUUCGCCAAGUUAGAUUCUUUGACACUUAAGGAUCUUCCAAACCUUGUUGUCCCCAGCUGA